Molecule: messenger RNA, 1994 nt
Organism: Kockovaella imperatae
Lineage: Eukaryota; Fungi; Basidiomycota; Tremellomycetes; Tremellales; Cuniculitremaceae
Product: AFG1-like ATPase-domain-containing protein
Exons: 11
Coding region: 18-1964 (648 amino acids)
Cellular component (GO): mitochondrion; cytoplasm
Molecular function (GO): ATP hydrolysis activity; ATP binding
Source: RefSeq, a predicted model, not a curated record
UGUACCAGUAUAUAACGAUGAAGGGCAUCGUCAGAUCCACGAAGGGAGCCAGAGCUGCUCUAAGGCGACCAGGAUGCGUCUUUUAUGCUCUUCAACCAGUUUCGACGAUUCGAGUCCAUACGGAAGCAACUCUCACAGCGCCUCAUCACGUCCACCUGCGAUCCUAUACCUCUUCGACGGAAUCGGCUGUUUCAACCACCGAUCUACUCGAAGUAUAUCGAGGUUUGGUCGCUCAAGGAAAGCUUGAAUGGGAUGAUGAACAGAUAAGAUGCAUAGUCAAACUUAAGCACCUCCUCGAAGAGCUACGUGAUUAUGCUCCUCCGGUCUCCCUCUUGGCAAAGCUUGAUCCUGCUCGAACGAUCAGUCAACGAGACAUUUCCCGCUCUUCCUCUUCUUCAUGGUGGAAAGGCAAGGCCAGGGCGACUGAGGAUGACGAGACGAGCCUGGUCAGGAUUUUGAGUGGACAGGAAGAGCUUGAGGCACUGCGGACGCCAAAGGGUAUCAUGUUGACAGGACCGCCUGGUACGGGCAAAUCCUUCCUACUGUCCCUAUUCUUCGACCUCCUCCCGACAAAGCACAAACGACGAUGGCACUACCACGCCUUUACUCUCUAUCUAUACCGUCGGGUCUUUCUAGAGCUAGAAAAGCGCAGACAUGGUACUGAUCUUGAGAAAAUCGAAAACAUGGAGCGUGCAGCGAAGCGAGGAUGGAAGAGCGUUUUCGCGGGAGGUAGAUGGGAAGAUGGUGAUUCAGGUGUAGGCGAUGAGACUAUCCCGUUCAUCGUUGCGAGAGAAAUGAUGUUGGAGUAUCAUAUCCUAUACUUCGACGAGCUCCAGUUGGUCGAUGCGUCGUCUGCUGCGCUCUUACGGGAUGUUCUGACGUGGUACUGGCGCAUGGGAGGUGUCAUAGUGACUUGCUCGAACCGCGUACCCGACUCUCUGUAUCACGCUGGAAUUCAAAAGGAGCGCAUGUCGGGUUUCUUAGAUGCCCUCAAGAUGCGAUGCGAGGUGGUUCAGGUUGAUGGGGGCAGAGACUUCCGAAGGACAGAUGGAGAAGCGGUCAGGUGGUACCGGGACAGGAACGGAUUCGAUCGAGCAUGGCAGGACGUAACGCAUGGCAACGCCACGCCGCCCGAAACUCUGUCAGUUUACAGCAGAAAAGUCAAGAUUCCUGCUGCCAUUGGGAGCGUCUGUCGAGCCUCAUUUGCGGAUCUGUGUGAAGAAUCGCUCGGUCCCGCCGACUACAUCACGAUUGCCUCUCGAUACUCUACCAUAUUUUUGGACAAGGUUCCCGUGCUCUUGCUGAAGAAUAAGAAUGAGGCAAGACGUUUGAUCAACUUAGUGGAUGCUCUCUAUGAGUCUCGGUGUCAGCUGUACAUCAUGGCCGAGACACCUCUCGAUCAGCUUUUCUUCCCGGAUGCUGUUUCUGCUCAGGCUCCUGGAGCGGAUUCUAAUGAUGCGAUCAUGGCUGCGGAAGCGCUAUCUGAGACUUUACACGCAUCCGCUCAUCCAAAUGUCAGUGUGUAUAACGCCGGUGAACGUGAAGCGAGGGACAAGAGAGAUGUUCAGGAAGGUGAGAAAGCAAGUGCUUUUUCCGUGCUGGGCAUCUGGACAGGAGAAGAUGAGCGAUUUGCAUACAAACGGGCCGUGUCCAGGCUAGAUGAGAUGACCACGUCGCCGACCUAUUUUGAAGAGAAUUGGCUCCCCCUAGACGCUUCUGCCAGGACUUGGGAAACUGCGAGUGGCAAAGAAUCGAUUCGCGUGCAUCAACGUAAUUUGCCGGAUAAUGACGACGACUUUGCCACGGAAGCUGGCUACUCGCGCCCUGAGAGGCUGCAUCCCCGAGCUGAGGAUCUGCCCGAUGGCAAGCCGGUGAUCAGUGAGAAGCAUGUUUGGGGUGUAGCAGAUGGCUGGGGACCAAAAGCCGGUAAAUGGGGUAAAGGGUCAAAAUGGUUUGUCAAGUAAUCGAUUUGUUCUAACUGUACAACGGAUGCA